UCGUGUCUAUGUGCGUAGUUUCUAGUUGUUUAAGCCAAAAUUACAACACGAAAUAAUUAAUUAAAAUGUUUAUUACAUGAAAAGUGUGUAUACAUUUGUAAACUGAGUGGAAGCGUACUAGUGAGCUGUCUGAUAUACCUGCCAUAUUUGCAGAUUAAAAAGGUGAAUAAUGGAGGUUGCUGGACGAAAAUUAGACAAUGCCUCAGCGGAGUUUGUUUUACACUGUCAACCGUGCCUGGAGGACGGACGAGAGAUCAGCGCCAAUGGUUUCUGCAAAAUUUGCAAGGAGUUUAUGUGUGAUCCUUGUAUAGCUGCCCACAAGAGGUUCGCCAUUUCAAGAAAUCAUGUAUUCCUAACGAAAGAUAAAAUGCCUUCUUUUUAUAUGAACAAAGACAAAGCUGAUUUUCUGCCUACCGAACCUUGUCAUGAACACACUAGUGAAAUGAUAAAGUUUUAUUGUCCAACCCAUGAUGACCUUGGAUGCUCAGACUGCGUUGUGUUACAUCACCGAAAUUGUAAGGUUGAGUAUUUGUCAGAGACAGCAAAGCAAUACAAAGAGUCCGAGGAGUAUGAAACACUAAACGAAAACAUUGUACACAUGGAAACUGUGAUUUCCGCUUUAAACAACAAAGUAAAAGAUUCCGAGGCGUUCGUAUCAGAAAACACAAAAGAAGAAAUACAGAAACUAAGGACAUUUAGGGCACAAAUUAAUCUUGUUCUGGAUACAAGAGAAAAUAUGUUGCUGAAAAGUAUGAAAGAAAAUGAGAUCAAACAAAAAGAGAUACUUUCAAAAUUGAGAGAUGGAAUAAAAGGCUUAAAACAGACUCUAGCAGAAACGACAACAGACAUGCAAACGACAGAAAAACAGUUACACCAGCAUUUCAUUCAUGCGAAAAUGGCCCGAAUUAGAGAUAACUUUAAAAUACUAGUAAUCCAAAUAGUACAGUCGAACCCCGACUCAUUCUCGCGGUCGACGUCACGAAUAACAUCAGAGACAGCCAUCGAUCUAUCUACUGUGGAAUGGACCAAAGAUGCCGAGCUGGACGUUUCCUGCACAGAAGACCCAAACGAUUCCUGGAUAACAAGUUCCGCUCUUGUGGAACCAGGAAAAUGUCUUUUGGCCGACAAUUUAAAUACAUGCGUAACACUUGUAGAUAUCAACGUCAACAAGGUCUUGUCACGCAGUGAACUGAUUGGAUACCCUUGGCAGGUGUGUGCCAUCCCUAGCGGCCACGCAGCUGUUGCUCUUCCAGAUGAAAACAAACGGAAGUUUGCUAAACACAUAUAA
This is a messenger RNA of Mya arenaria, 1288 nucleotides long. RefSeq names its product transcription intermediary factor 1-alpha-like. Gene Ontology annotation, molecular function: ubiquitin-protein transferase activity. NCBI's taxonomy places the organism in Eukaryota, Metazoa, Mollusca, Bivalvia, Myida, Myidae. Gene Ontology annotation, biological process: positive regulation of DNA-templated transcription. The transcript has 6 exons. The coding region runs from base 170 to 1288 and encodes 372 amino acids. The record is from RefSeq and is a predicted model, not a curated record. Gene Ontology annotation, cellular component: chromatin; nucleoplasm.